AUGGGGAUUGGGAAAAAUGAGAGUAGCGGUGGUGAUCAGCAGAAUAUUCAGAAUGAGGUAAUAACUGGUGGACCUCCCAAGUCACCCUGGAAGACUUCAGCGGGAAUGACUGAUGGUGCUUCCUCUCCAGUGAUGGCGCCUGAUUCGGAGUCUUGGCCUGCACUGUCCGAUGCGCAGCAGCGGUUCAAGAACAAUGUUAAUGCGGAUUCCAACUCCACCAAGUCGGUGUCGCCGCAGCCUCAGCUAGAAGCCAGCGGUGGUGGUGCUCCUCCACCUUCUGCUUCGGCUACAAUUGAGCAGCAGAAGUUGCAUGGACGUGGUAGUUUUAAGUCACCUCGUAGGCCCACAAACAUGCAUAAUCACAGAACAGGUCCCAAGCACAGCCCAAAUGGUGUGCGUCCAUUUCCUGUACCCUUACCUUUCACCCUGGACCAUUUGGGAGACCUGAAACUCAAUCGGGACCAUGAUGCCGAGACUGGUGGAAGAAGACCUAGUGCACAAGAGCAAGGUGGCCAGUUGAAUCCUUGGCAUAAUCAGCGACCAAUUGUUUCUGAUAACAACUUUCAUUUUCAACAAACCAUGGGGCCUAGGCCUUUCCUAAAGCCUCCAUUUGUUGAUCAAGCAGGCUUCAUUGAUGGACCAAACUUCCCAGGUCCUCCAGGAGCUCUAUAUUAUUUCCCUGCUGCUCCUCCAGGCCCUGUCAGAGUACCUUAUCCACCAUUUGUUGUUCAGUAUCCUUUCAACCCUGGAGUCCUCAUGCCACCCUCACCAAUGUUAGCCUUGAAAGCUAACAUCAUAAAGCAAAUUGAAUAUUAUUUCAGUGACGAGAAUUUGCAGAAUGAUCACUACUUGAUUUCCUUGAUGGAUGACCAAGGUUGGGUUCCGAUUUCAAUUAUUGCUGACUUUAAAAGGGUUAAAAGUAUGACCACAGAUGUAGCAUUUAUUCUGGAUGCGUUGCAUGCUUCGAGUACUGUUGAAGUGCAGGGUGAGAGGCUGAGGAGACGCGAUGAGUGGUCAAAGUGGAUUCCAUCUGUUACUGAUAAAUCUUCUUCUCUAGUUCCAAAUGCUAUGAAUAAUGAUGAGCUCAAUGAUAAUAAAAAGGACAGCUCUGAAAGAACCAAUGAAUUUUCUUCUCCAACAGGAAGUUCUGUGGAUCACCUACCAUCAGGUGAAGAUUCUAAAAACAAGUUGGUGAAUGAUACGGAUCAAAACAAAGAUAAGGUUCUGUUUAGUGGUAAAACCCAAGAAUCUGCUUUAGGAGAUUGUAAUUCAUGUGUGGGAAAGGAUUUCGAGUCAAAUAAUAAACAUAAUGGCCUUGACCUUAACAAAAGUUCGAGUUUCCCAGCCACUUCACAAGGAGCUGAUUCUGUGAAGUCGAACAUUACUGGAGGCUCUGAAAAUAGAAAGAAACAAUUGCAUUCAAAUCUUGCUGUGCAGAAUCUGGAUGACUUAUCUAAUGAUUUUUCAAACACAUUCAUGCUUGAUGAAGAACUGGAAUUGGAGCAGAAAACGAAGGAUCAUCCUUCUACUGGAGAAAGAGUCGACGAUGAAGAUGAUGAGAUCGUCGUUAGUGAUCAAGCUGUGGAGAGGCUAGUAAUUGUUACCCAGAAUAGUUGGACGAGUGAAGUACAAGGGGAAGAAUCAAAAAGAAUAUCCAGUGAGCUUGCUUCUGCUAUAAAUGACGGUCUAUACUUUUAUGAGCAGGAGCUGAAGUCAAAACGAUCUCAUUGUAGAAGUUGUAAGCCCAAUAAUGAAAGCAGGGACGAGAUUUCCAAAUAUUCCGUUGCAAAUGCUGCCAUAUCAAAUUCAAGGAAUCCUGAACAUUCUUCUAGUGGCCAUGAGGAGCCUGGAAAUUUGAAUUCUCGAAGGAAGCAAAAUAAAGUCAGUUCCAAGCAGCAAUAUAUUCAUAAGCAGCGACUAUUCUCUGGAAACUUUAAAGGUCAUGGAAGUGUCAGAAACUCUCUCGGCAUGUCAACUGAAAGUCCACCUAGUGAUUUAGUUGGUUUUUACUUUGGUUCUACUCCUCCAGAUAGUCAUGGGCUGAGGCCUUCAAAGUUGAGUGCUUCAUCUCACAGCAAUCUUUCUGGAAGUAGUCCGCCUGUUGGAUCGAUGCCAAAGCCAUUUCCACCAUUUCAGCAUCCAAGUCAUAAACUUCUACAGGAAAAUGGUUUCAAACAGCAGCUGUAUAAGAAGUAUCACAAGCGGUGCCUUAGUGAACGAAAAAAAUUGGGUGUUGGUUGUAGUGAGGAGAUGAAUACACUCUACCGAUUUUGGUCGUAUUUCUUAAGAAACAUGUUUAUUCCUUCCAUGUAUAAUGAGUUUCGGACUCUGGCUCUAGAAGAUGCUGCUGCUAAUUAUAAUUAUGGGAUAGAGUGUCUAUUCAGGUUUUAUAGUUAUGGUUUGGAGAAGGUACACAAAGAGGAUCUGUAUGAGGACUUUGAACAGCUGACACUUGACUUCUACAAUAAAGGAAGCAUUUAUGGCCUCGAAAAGUACUGGGCAUUUCACCAUUACCGGGAGGCACGUGACCAUAAAGAACCAUUGAAGAAACACCCAGAACUGGACAGACUGCUCAGAGAAGACUAUUGUAGUUUGAACGACUUCAAAGUUAAAACUCCUGCUGUGAAAGAAGAUAGUCACUAG
Messenger RNA from Fraxinus pennsylvanica, 2643 nucleotides. The record is from the annotation of a GenBank genome assembly. NCBI's taxonomy places the organism in Eukaryota, Viridiplantae, Streptophyta, Magnoliopsida, Lamiales, Oleaceae.